AUGUAUCGCAACGGGUCUGACGUCGCCAGUGCUAGCCUCGACAUUCGUCGUGGUCGCGAGGUCCUCCCCAAGAACGUCAAGCCGCUGCAUUACGAUCUGACCCUCGAGCCCAACUUUGAGACCUUCAAGUAUGAGGGUACCGUUGUUAUCGAUUUCGACGUUGUCGAAGACUCUAACUCUAUUGCUCUCAACACUGUAGAGCUCGACAUUCAUGAGACCAUCGUCGAAGCCAACGGCGCCACUGUCACGUCCUCCCCCACCCUCGACUACAACAAGGAUACCCAGACCACGACCAUAACCUUCGACCAGACGAUUCCCGCAGGACAGAAGGCGAGGUUGACUCAACGCUUCACCGGUACUCUCAACGAUGAUAUGGCUGGCUUCUACCGUUCCUCAUACAAGGAUGAGCAGGGAAAUACCAAGUACAUUGCCACAACUCAGAUGGAGGCCACUGAUGCGCGACGUGCAUUCCCUUGUCUUGAUGAGCCGGCUCUCAAGGCUACUUUCACCGUCACCCUGAUCGCUGACCACGACUUGGUUUGCUUGGGUAACAUGGAUGUUGCUUCCGAGAAAGAGGUCGAUUCUGCGAUUACGGGCAAGAAGCGCAAGGCCAUCACCUACAACAAGACUCCCAUCAUGUCUACCUACCUCCUGGCUUUCGUCAUUGGCGACCUCAAGUACUACGAGACCAACAACUUCCGAGUCCCGAUCCGAGUUUGGUGCACGCCUGAUCAGAAUGUCGAUCAUGCUGUCUUCUCUGCUGAGCUUGCUGCGCGGACACUCGAGUUUUACGAGAAGCAGUUUGGCAGCGAAUAUCCCCUCCCCAAGAUGGACAUGGUGGCUGUUCCUGAUUUCGCCGCCGGUGCCAUGGAGAACUGGGGCCUCAUCACUUACAGAGUUGUCGAUCUUCUUUUGGACGAAAAGACCAGCAGCGCCACGACCAAGAAGCGUGUGGCCGAAGUUGUGCAGCACGAGCUGGCCCAUCAGUGGUUCGGCAACCUGGUUACCAUGGACUUCUGGGAUGGUCUGUGGCUAAAGGAGGGUUUCGCAACAUGGAUGUCAUGGUACUCUUCCAAUGCCUUCUACCCCGAGUGGAGAAUCUGGGAGGGCUACGUUAUCGAGGACCUGCGCUCUGCCCUUGGUCUUGACUCGCUGCGCAGCUCGCAUCCCAUCGAGGUGCCUGUCAAGCGCGCAGACGAGAUCAACCAAAUCUUUGAUGCCAUUUCGUACGAGAAGGGUUCUUGCGUCCUGCGCAUGAUUUCCAAGUACCUCGGUGAGGACGUCUUCCUUGAGGGUGUCCGACGCUAUCUGAACAAGCACGCCUACGGAAACACAGAGACUACUGAUCUCUGGGCUGCCCUCAGCGAAGCCAGCGGCAAGGAUGUCGAGCGUGUGGCCGAUAUCUGGACCAAGAAGGUUGGCUUCCCCGUCGUUGCGGUCACCGAAGACGAGUCCAAUGGCACCAUCCACGUCAAACAGAAUCGUUUCCUUAGAACGGCCGAUGUUAAGCCAGAGGAGGAUGAGGUUCUGUACCCCGUGUUCCUCAACCUCCUGACCAAGGAAGGCCUCCAAGAAGAUCUUGCACUCAACACGAGAGAGGCCGACUUCAAGGUGCCCGACUUUGACUUUUACAAGGUCAACUCGGCUCAUUCCGGUAUCUACCGCACAUCUUACACAACUAGUCGGCUUCAGAAGCUUGGCCAGAACGCCAAGGCAGGCCUUUUGGGUGUUGAGGACAGAGCCGGCAUGAUUGCCGAUGCUGGUGCCCUUGCUGCCGCUGGCUACCAAAAGACAUCCGGCUUGUUGGCUCUCCUCCAAGGCUUUGACUCUGAGAAUGAGUUCAUUGUCUGGGAUGAGAUUACACUUCGCAUCGGCUCCCUCCGAGACGCCUGGAUCUUUGAGGAUGAAGAGGUCACUAAGGCCCUCAAGGCUUUCCAGAGAGAUCUGGUCAGCAAGAAGGCCAACGAGGUUGGUUGGGACAUCACCGAUGCUGACGACCACAUGACCCAGCGCUUGAAGGGUCUCAUGUUUGGAAAGGCGGCCAUGGUGGAAGACGAGCCCACCAAGAAGGCAGCCUUUGAGCUGUUUGACAAGUUCAUCAAGGGAGACCGGGAUGCUCUCCAGCCUAACCUGCGGCCCAGCGUCUUUGCAGUUGUGCUGUCUUACGGUGGUGAGGCUGAGUACAAUGCCGUGGUCAAGGAGUACGAGACGGCCAAGCAGAGCAGCGAGCGAAACACAGCACUUCGGUCCCUCGGUUUCGCCCAGGACCCUGCUCUAAUCAAGCGUACACUGGAGUAUACGCUCAGCGAUCAGGUCAAGACCCAGGACCUGUACAUGCCUCUCAGCGCCCUCCGCGCACACAAGGAGGGUGUCAUCGCGCUCUGGUCGUGGGUCAAGGAGAACUGGGAGGUCAUCACUAAGCGUCUACCGCCUGGCAUGUCGCUCCUGGGCGAUCUCGUAUCCAUCUCCACAAGCUCCUUUACUCAGGAAAAGCAGACUGCUGAUGUGAAGAGUUUCUUUGAGGAGAAGGGCACCAAGGGUUUUGACCUUGAGCUGGCGCAGAGCCUAGACGCCAUCAAGGCCAAGCAAAACUGGCUUGCACGGGAUAGAGAAGAUGUCAAGGAGUGGCUCCGUGAGAACAAGUACCUGUAA
Molecule: messenger RNA, 2652 nt
Organism: Fusarium keratoplasticum
Lineage: Eukaryota; Fungi; Ascomycota; Sordariomycetes; Hypocreales; Nectriaceae
Product: Aminopeptidase
Exons: 1
Coding region: 1-2652 (883 amino acids)
Biological process (GO): proteolysis; peptide catabolic process
Cellular component (GO): cytoplasm
Molecular function (GO): metalloaminopeptidase activity; peptide binding; zinc ion binding
Source: RefSeq, a predicted model, not a curated record